This is a messenger RNA of Drosophila guanche, 829 nucleotides long. RefSeq names its product bromodomain-containing protein 2 (gene tbrd-3). Gene Ontology annotation, molecular function: protein binding. Lineage: Eukaryota; Metazoa; Arthropoda; Insecta; Diptera; Drosophilidae. The transcript has a single exon. The record is from RefSeq and is a predicted model, not a curated record. The coding region runs from base 104 to 829 and encodes 241 amino acids.
GCGACUCAUUUCACCGCCGCAGCGCUGCCAACUCAUUCGAUUUUCGUGUGAAAAGCGUGACGUGUGUUUUGUCUAAAUAAAUAUUUCAAUUCUUAUUGCUUUCAUGGCUGAGUACAACCGCGAUCGCCACCGCAGGCGUAAUCGCCGCCACAAUAGCGAGAUCUUCCAGGGGGCCAAAGCUUGCAAGGCCAUCAUCAGAAAGCUGUUCUCCAGCGAAUACAAGCCACUGGCUUGGGUAUUCUACGACCCGAUAGAAGCUGCAUUUUUGGGUCUGCACGACUACCAUACAAUUGUCCAGAAGCCCAUGCAUCUAAGAUACAUCAGGAAUCGCCUCAACAAGGGAGACUAUACAAAUGCUGAAGACUUUGAGCGGGACGUGCGACAGAUAUUCAACAACACGUAUCUGUACACGCCGCCCAACCAUGUGUGCCACCAAAUGGCCAAGAAACUGGAGGGCAUCUUUGACAAAAUGUUUUUGGAGAUAUCGGCCACCCUAAAGAGCGACACCACAAGCGCGUAUGCCAUGAGUCCGUUCACUGAGAGCGCGGAGGGAAUGCGCGAAGCGAUUCCUAACUCACUCACGCCACUGGAGGCAGAGUGGAAGAGUGAGGAUGACAAGCGUCCGUGGAGUAAGAAGGCUAACAAGAAACUGGCCAAAAGGCUUCGGAAACUCAGGGGAGAAGUCUUGCUGCGGGUCAUGCACAUAAUCAAGUACAUGGAGAAGCUGCCGAUAGUCAAGCGGGAGCUGAACUUCGAUAUGGCCGCACUGCAGAGCGUCACGAAGCGGACCAUUGUCAGCUACUUGUCCGAGAUGGGAGGAUAUACAUAG